GCUAGCUGGAUUAAAAGAAAUGAGAGGCUUCGCAUAGCAGCGACCAGGCUGCAACUGUAUCUAAAUCUGUUGUUUAAAGCUGCACUCUUUACUUCUCAAAUAGUUCAGUAGUUCUCUAAUAACAAAAAACUAAAACCUCUAAUCUAUCUUGGAUCCAGGUGUGAAGACAUUGAGAAGACAUGAAAUAUACAAGCACUCGUGGAGAGGUGACUGGGUUAGAUUUUGAAGAAGUGCUAUUUUCCGGUUUUGCAGCAGAUGGGGGACUGUUCAUGCCCGAAGAAAUUCCUAAAUUGGACAACAAUAUCCUCAAAAAAUGGAGUUCCUUUUCCUAUAAAGAACUAGUAAAAGAGAUCUGCUCCCUGUUCAUUCCUGUCGAAUCUAUUCCCAGGAAAGAUCUGGAUGACUUGAUUGAUAGAGCCCUGACUCGCUUCAGACACGAUGACAUUAUUCCUCUUCGUAGGCUGGAAAGUGGAUUAAAUGUUUUGGAGAUGUGGCACGGGGCCACGCACGCCUUUAAAGACCUUGCUAUGUCCUGCGUGGGACAGUUUUUGGAUUUCUUCUUAAAGAAAAGAAAGAAACACAUUAACAUCGUGGUUGCGACUUCUGGAGACACGGGAAGCGCUUCAAUCGAAAGUGUGAGAGGCAUAAAGAAUAUUGAUAUUAUUGUCUUGUUACCCCACGGACGCUGUACCAAAGUCCAAGAACUGCAGAUGACAACAGUGAUUGAAGACAAUGUCCACGUAUUUGCGGUUGAUGGGACGUCAGAUGAGCUGGAUGUGCCUAUCAAGAAUCUAUUUGCUGAUGUUGAUUUUGUGAAAAAACACAAUUUAAUGAGCACAAAUUCUGUCAACUGGGCUCGAGUGUUGGUGCAGAUCGCUCACUUCUUCUAUGCCUACUUUCAAAGUGCUCCAACAACAAACGGCGAAACGCUUCCGGCUGUGGAAAUUGUUGUGCCCUCGGGAGGGGCAGGCAACAUUACAGCUGGAUGUAUUGCACAGAAAAUGGGGCUCCCAAUCCGUCUCGUUGCUGCCGUGAACAAAAAUGAUACAAUCCACCGAAUUGUCCAGAAUGGAGACUUCUCAUUGGGGGACACAAGGACAAGUCUAGCAUCAGCAAUGGAUAUUCAGGAACCCUAUAAUAUGGAACGGAUAUUCUGGCUACUUGCCGAAUCAGAGAGGGACAAUGUCAAGCUCAUAAUGGAAGAAUACAAUGAAAAAAAACAGGUCAAGUUACCACAGGAACUUCACAGAAAGGUUUCAGGAGCAAUGACAUCCUGUUCUGUUACUGAUGAAAAUAUUCUUGCUGCCAUCAGACGAUGCUGGGAGGAGAAUAAGUAUCUUUUAUGUCCUCAUUCAGCAGUGGCAGUAUUUUAUCAUUACCAACAGUUCAAUGCUGAGCAGAGCAGCACCAGAUGUUGUUUCGCACCAGCUUCAGCAGCCAAAUUCUCGGAAGUCAUUCUGAAGGCCAGCCUUACUCCCGAUGUCCCCGAAGAGAUCAAAGCAUUGAUGGAGAAAGAGACCAGGUCAAUAUUCUUGAAAAAAGACGAUGACUGGGAAAAGAGUUUGCGGGACAAAAUCGAAGCCCUAGAUCAACAAAGGCAAUCGAGUUAGCUUAAAGCUAACCCUUAAUUAAGUGCUGAGCCUAUUUCCUCUACUCUGCUGUGAAUUUACAUAUCCUGGUUGUGUUUCUUGUUUCGGUACAUUAGAACAUGUACAAAAAUGUGUACUUUAUAACACGACAAAAAAUAAUUGCCCAGAGUACAAAAAGAAAAGCAUGUUUUCUUAAAUCUAUAUUAAAGCACAUUAUAUAACAAUGUAUUACUAUUUUUUCAUCUUCAUUGAAACCCCCUCC
Messenger RNA from Pelobates fuscus (common spadefoot toad), 1851 nucleotides. RefSeq names its product threonine synthase like 2 (gene THNSL2). Gene Ontology annotation, molecular function: pyridoxal phosphate binding. Lineage: Eukaryota; Metazoa; Chordata; Amphibia; Anura; Pelobatidae. The coding region runs from base 180 to 1610 and encodes 476 amino acids. Gene Ontology annotation, biological process: 2-oxobutyrate biosynthetic process; dephosphorylation. The record is from RefSeq and is a predicted model, not a curated record. The transcript has 9 exons.